Molecule: messenger RNA, 1389 nt
Organism: Cordyceps militaris CM01
Lineage: Eukaryota; Fungi; Ascomycota; Sordariomycetes; Hypocreales; Cordycipitaceae
Product: GYF domain protein
Exons: 1
Coding region: 1-1389 (462 amino acids)
Cellular component (GO): U5 snRNP
Molecular function (GO): protein binding
Source: RefSeq, a predicted model, not a curated record
AUGUCGUCUCGCCACGGUGCUGGUCGUCCUCGUCGCGAUGGCGAGACGUUUGCCAGAACACACCACCACGACAACGAUCAGGAGGACAGCUCGCGAGUGAAAUUUGACGUUCGAAAUCCCUCUACGCUGGCACCUGAUGCGCGAGAAGACGACGCUGUACUCGACGCUGAUGUUAUCGGCGGCACCGCCGCGACCAAGCGCGGUGCUGUCAAUCUCGACGGUUACGAUAGCGACUCAGACAAUGACACUUUCAAUGCUCGGGCCGAGGCCCGGAAGAAAGGCAAAGUGGACAUAAACGAACAACUAGACAACUACGACAAUAACGCUCCGCAUGAUGGCCCUUCGGCAGCGCAAAACGACGACGAUGACGAUGACGACAUGUUUGCGGCAGCUGACGGCGAAGAUGGAGAAGAGAAAGAUACCGGCCCUGAAGCCUCUACAACUAAGAAGAAGAAAGUACAAUUCAUGGAUGCAAACAAAAUCGAGGGUCAAGACCAGAAGAGCAAGAGCGGCGGCACGAUUCAUUUAGACGAGGACGACAGCAGUGAUGCAGAAUCAGAGAAAGAGCUUCGUGCUCAGGAAGAGGGUGUGGAUGAAGAAGUUGGCGCUGGCGGUCUGAAACGCAAUGCUCCCAAGGUGGAAGCCUUCAACCUCAAUGACGAAUUGGAAGAAGGCCAGUUUGACGAACAGGGUAACUUUGUCCGCAAAGCUGGUGACCCGGACGCCAUACACGACAACUGGCUGAAUGGGCUGAGCAAGAAGGAAAUGAAAAAGGCAGCAGACGCGCACGAAAAGCGUGAAUCAGAGGCCAGGAAGCGUCGGCUAGAAGACGACAGCGUGCUAAGCUCUGAUCUUCUCAAGACCCUGAUUCUCCACCUGGAAAAGGCAGAGACACCCCUAGAAGCGCUAGCACGCUUGGGCAAGGGCCAGAAAAAGACAAAAAAGAUUCCGCAGUGGAAGCUCAAGAAGAUGAACAAGGGCAUGGACCUAGACAAGGAAGCUGAGCAACCAGACCCAGAACAAGUGCGAAUCAAGGCUGCCAUUGACGGCAUUACGGAAGCGGCCGACAAACUUCUCAGUCGAGGUUCGGAGGAUAUCUACGACCAAGAGCGCGAGAUUUUGGUCCGCGAGUAUCGCAAGGAGUCCGGCGAGGACUGGGUCGAGCCAGCACGCGAGGAGGAGCCGGGUGCUGGGACAGGGACAUCCGACUCGGCGGGCAAGUGGGAGUUUCACUGGGUAGACGGGCGGGAUGACGGAUCGACGCAAGGCCCAUUUGACGGGCCGGCGAUGAAGGCAUGGCUGGACGCGGGCUACUUUGGGCAGGGCAUCGAGUUCCGGCCAGCCGGUGGCUCGGCCGAGUGGUCGGCGGAGGUACCGUCUUUUGUCUGA